Frankliniella occidentalis (western flower thrips) is the source of this 1310-nucleotide messenger RNA. RefSeq lists its product as uncharacterized. The record is from RefSeq and is a predicted model, not a curated record. Gene Ontology annotation, molecular function: acyltransferase activity, transferring groups other than amino-acyl groups. The transcript is spliced from 4 exons. Lineage: Eukaryota; Metazoa; Arthropoda; Insecta; Thysanoptera; Thripidae. Bases 169 to 1095 code for a protein of 308 amino acids.
GGUGUCGGGUCUCUGCCUUUUCUGGUUCUCAAGUCGUAUUAAAAAAGUCAGAUCAUGAGCUCAUCGCCAGAUGGCCAGCCCGCGACAAACCCAGGUGUGUGGCCAUAGAGAUAAAAGCAGAGACGCGUUCAAGUCUGGGUGUCAGAUACACAGAACCAGGCAGUAGCGAUGGCCGCAGAACCUCUACGCGAGCUCGUGGACAACAGGGAUGUUGAGUGCCUCCUGGAGGCCCUGAGGAAGGACCUGCCAGACUCUAUCCAUAUCUUCACCCGGAUCGCAACAGCGCUCCGCUGGCGCCGUCAGGGUCUCGACGACGGCGACGUGCAAGUCUCCUUUUACCGGGGCGUCGACGAGGGCGACGCCACGGACGGCCACACGACCGCAGUCGCCGUCAUGAGGGUGGAGGGCAUGCCCGAGCCCAACGUGUCGCUGCACACCACUGACGCCUCCUGCGCCGCGCUGCGCCGCGUGCUGGCCGACUCGGAGCACAUCCCGUGGGACGAGUCGAUCCGCUUCGAGUCCGUGCACGAGCGGUGCUUGCCGGACCUGCUGGCGGCGAUACGGGCCCACGGGGACCCCAGGCCCGCCCUGCUCAAGACGGACAAGAUGCUGCUGCCUAGGGACGAGUGCCUGCGGCUGGAAGUGAGAGACCCCGGCCCCGGGCUGGCGCUGCGCCCCCUGGAGCCUCGCCAUGCCAAGCGCGUCAACGACCACUGGGCCUACCGGACCACGGGGUCCGAGAGGAUGAUUGCCAUCACCAUCGAGAGGAGCCCCGGCAUGUCGUGGGGCGUGUUCACCGAGGAGGACCCCCAGGGCGACCCGGUCGCCUUCGUCAUGGGCGCCUGGUUCGGCGGGCUGGCCAUCCUGCACACCAUGGACUCGCACCGGCGGCGCGGGCUCGGCGAGCUGGUGACCCGGGCCGCGUGCAGGGCGGCGGCCACCCAGACCGGGUUUGACUCGCACGCCAACAUAGUCACCCCCAACCCGGCUUCGGAGGCCACCCUGGCCAAGGUGGGCUACCGACAGGUCUGCAAGUGCACCUGGGUGGACUAUACGGCGCCAGGUAGACUCACCCCGAAAAGCCCGUUCUUGUAACAAGAACAUGUUCUGGUGGUAACUCAAGUUUACUUGCCCCAACGAAAUGUUCUUGCGGACUAUAAGAACAUUGCAUUGAGACAAGUAUAUUUUCUUGUUUCAAGACAAGGCUUUUCCGGGUGUGCCUCUAACUUUAUCAUUCAUUACUUUCUCAUGUUAUUUAUUACACGAAAAGCCCAUAAAGAGCCUUGGACCAUUGUGGGCAGAUUCAUUCA